AUGUCGAAUGCUCUUACAAUACCAGAUUCACCUUCAUCUCCAAGCAAUCCACAAAAUCCAACGAUAUGUGAGAAUGAAGUCGAAUGUACUAAACCAGCACUUGUAACAUGUCAUCAUUGUCCAAAACGUUUAUGUCUUAAACAUGUUAUUGAACAUAAUGAAAUAAAUAUUGUUCGAACAUAUGCAUUAUCUGAUGAAAUAAAUUCUUUAACACAUUUACUUUCAAAACUUGAUUGUCAACAAUCUGUUGAAAAUGCUCGUAAAAAACUUGAUCAAUGGAAAGAAAAUAUUCUUGCUGAUAUUGAAAAUACAUAUAAACAUUAUUCGAAUGAAGUAGAUGAAUUACAAAAUGAAUUAACACACCGUGUAGAUAUUUUUAAAGAAAGUCAAAAAUCUAAAAUGACAAUUUUACAAACACAAUUAGCAGCAUUACAAAAAGUUGGAGAAAUAUCUCAACAACAAUUAUCACCAAUUGAACGUGAUCUAAAUCAACUUCGACAAUGUCUAGAAUCAGUUCGAUGCGAAAUAUGUAUUGAAACAAAAGAUAUUUCUUGUAAUGAUCUAAUUAAUGCACAUAAUAUAUUUUCAUAUAAUCGUAUUUUACCAAAUAAUACUUUAAUGCAAUCAUAUCGAACAUUAUCUGUUGAAAAUUAUAAAAAAUUUGUAUCAAGUAAACAAAAUGAAUCUAUUUUAUGGUUAGAUAAUCGACGACAAUUACAUUAUAUUGAUAAAAAAUUUAAUGAUAAUUCAUUAACAUUACCUCCUAUUAUGAGUAAUCCGUCAACAGCAACUGCAACUUUACUACCAUAUCAUCAAACCGGUAUAAAAGAUGUUGAUAUAGUAGAUUUAAAAUGGUGUCCAUCAGCUGAAGUAUUUUUUAUUCUUUUUCAACGACAUUUAUUUUCAUUUGAACCAAAAACAAAUAGAUGUACACAAAUUCAUAUGACUCGACAUAAAGAUUAUCCGUUUCGCUGUUUAUCUUGUUUAAAUGAUUCAUCACUUUAUAUAUCAUAUUGUGUUUUUGGUAUCUGUAUUGAAUUAUGGAAAUAUCCAAGCAAUAAUAAUAAUAAUAAUUUGAAUGCUGCUUUAAAACGUUGGGAUCGUUUAGCUAAUGAUAAAACUGAAUGGGUAUCACAUAUGGAUACAAAUAUAGCAUCACAUUUAGGCUUACUCAUUCGUACAGCAUCAUCAAUUCAUACACGUUUUGAAUUACGUGAUGAACAUUUAGCUUUAUUAAAACAAAUUCCAUUAAAUGAUGAUUUUGUUGAUUUAUUUUAUCCAUUUCGAUCUAAUCAAUGGUUUAUUAAAAGUUCAUCGGGAAAAUAUUAUGUUUAUUCAACGGAAACAAAUACAUAUGAUGUAUCAUCAUUUGAAUUUCCUUUUGGAUUACAAGAAUUUGGUAUAAAUUCAAUUGUUAUUGGCAGUGGACAAAAUGAACUAACAUUAUGUGAUAUUUAA
Molecule: messenger RNA, 1458 nt
Organism: Rotaria sp. Silwood1
Lineage: Eukaryota; Metazoa; Rotifera; Eurotatoria; Philodinida; Philodinidae
Source: the annotation of a GenBank genome assembly